Messenger RNA from Arachis stenosperma, 408 nucleotides. RefSeq lists its product as uncharacterized. The transcript has a single exon. Bases 1 to 408 code for a protein of 135 amino acids. The record is from RefSeq and is a predicted model, not a curated record. NCBI's taxonomy places the organism in Eukaryota, Viridiplantae, Streptophyta, Magnoliopsida, Fabales, Fabaceae.
AUGGCUGCUCUGGGAAAUAUGGCUGCAGCUAUGCAGGCGACAGCCGAGGCACUGGGUAAUCAGAUAAAUCAGGGUAAUCAUGGGAAUAAUAAUGAUGAGCAUGGUCCUAUGACACUUGCUACAUUUCUGAAAGUUCACCCUCCAACUUUUAGAGGAACCUCAAAUCCCACUGAUGCAGAUAAUUGGAUUCAGGCUAUGAAAAAGGCGUUACAGGCACAUCAGGUUCCUGAGGGGCAAUGGGUUGAAUUUGGAACUUAUCAGUUGCAAGGUGAAGCUCAGUAUUGGUGGCAGGGGACACGACGUAUCCUGCAGCCUGAUGGUGCUGCAAUUCCUUGGGAGGUUUUUCGGACAGAGUUUUAUAAGAAAUAUUUUCCUAAUUCAGCAGAAAUGCCAAAGAACUUGAAUUAA